This is a messenger RNA of Xiphophorus hellerii (green swordtail), 1986 nucleotides long. It is a transcript of the gene cntd1, whose product is annotated as cyclin N-terminal domain containing 1. The coding region runs from base 760 to 1728 and encodes 322 amino acids. The record is from RefSeq and is a predicted model, not a curated record. Gene Ontology annotation, cellular component: site of double-strand break. Gene Ontology annotation, biological process: reciprocal meiotic recombination. NCBI's taxonomy places the organism in Eukaryota, Metazoa, Chordata, Actinopteri, Cyprinodontiformes, Poeciliidae. The transcript has 8 exons.
AUGUAAGAGCAGGAACAGAUUUAAAGACAGAUAUACGAUUAAUUUCUUAAUCAUAUACUGUGUAUUUUUAUUAAGCGAAUACUUUUCAAAAGUGUUCCGUGGCUCUUUGAACCUUCCACAUGACUUUUAAUAACUUUGGCUAAAAUGAAAAAGAACCAGCUAUUGUUUUUAAAUUUAAACAUAAAAACAACACUUUUAAAGUUUUUCUUAGAAUACAAUUAAAAUUAAUGACAAAAGUACCAGUUGUACUUUUAAUUUCCCACAAAUAUACGAAACAAACAAACAACCAGAAAUAAAAUGGAAACACGUUAUAGGAAGCGUAUUUACUAUAUAACAUAAAAAAAACUAUACAGUUUUGCUGGACUCAUAGCAAACAAGGUAUUUUGACUGUAAAGUUUGCUGACCCCUGCAAUAGACAAAUAAAUUACCAACCAUUGUUUUAAUUCAAGUGAAACCAAAUAUGCCUAUUUGUGUUGUAAAUGUUGUUCACCGUGGAUUACGGAUUUACUUUAGAAAUUUACUUAAUUUACGUAAUUUCCCCACGGAGAUUUUCAGAAUAAAUGGGAUCUUUGUUUUUAGACAACUGGCUGCUAUAAUCAUGUGCUUUACAUUUCCACAUAUGAGCUUCACAGAUUUUAACUGACUACCGAGCAUACGUGAGAAAGAUUCAUCAACAUUUACUGAAUGCAAACCUUUGUGUUUGUAUUAAAUGGAGACCGCGAUUUCCAAUACUAGUCUACUUGUGUCGGAUUUACGGACAUGCUUGCCUUUCACAAUAUGGCGGAUGCUUUGGCGUGUCCGGUGCGGAAUAAAAAUCGGGUACAUUGGUGCGUCGCACGUCUACAGUUUGGCGAAACUCCAUUCGACAUUCUCAAUGAUUUCCUCAAUAAUUUAAACAACAUUAACAAGGACUAUCUGGAUGGCUUACCGAAAUGGAGCGGAACCUUUAAACAGAAAGGACUCGUUGAAUACAUCUUCUUGAUCACUCAAGAACUGAAACUUGAUCCAUCAGUAGGAUACCAUGCCAUUGAACUGCUGCAGAGGUUUAUGGUAAAGCAUGUUGCAGAUACGCUUGCCAAAAUCCCAAUUCAAAGUGUAGCUAUUAACAAGGCAAAGAGUUAUGGGGAACUGAUUUUUGACAAUCUCAAAGAUAAAUUCCCUCUGAUCCUCUUCUCUUGUGUGCAGCUUGCAAACAAACUGUUUUUGCAUUGUCAUAUGAUAGACGCCUCCACUGCUGUACAGUUCCUGUAUUCUUUCGGCCUCAGUGUUUCCAAACAGACCCUCCUGGAAUCAGAGCUGAUGGUCUUUAAAGGCGUUGAAUACAGACUUGAUGUCAUUAACUCUCUGACGUACGUGGAAGUCAUUCUGGAGGUCCUUGGGCACAAUGAGCCGUCCAUGCCUGUAGAGCACCUUUAUCAGCUCUGCCAUAAUGUCCUCCAGUACGUCACCCUGAACCAGACUACAAUCUAUGAGUCUCUGCUAAGAAGUGUCUCUCAGUGUGUCAGCCCGUCCAGGGAACAGAGGGAAAAUUUUGUGACAGUGACUGAGGAUCGCAUGCUUCUUGGAGUUUGUGUCAUUGCAGUGGCAACAUACAUCCUCUGUUUCAAAAAAUGGAGACAGGUGGUUGAUGAGCUGAGCCACAUCACAGGAAUCACCAGAAGAAACAUUGCUAAUUUUGCUCAAGUGGUAAUAGAGCACAUUCUUGAGACCAGUUCUUCAGCGGUGUAGACUAGGAAACUCACAGUAGUGACACUGUUAGAAGUUCAACAUAUCUAGAUGGAAAAUGUCCAGCAUGCAAUUUAGGGGAACAAUUUCUCCAUCCCCGAAAACGAAUUACAACUGUGUUAUAGGAAUUUAAUGUGUUUCGGGAAAUUUCUGUAAACGUUAUAUUUAUUUUGCUGAUCAGAAAAAAAAUGGGAAAGAUUUGUAAAUUAUUUUUGGUCUCACUUUGUUGACAUAUUUCACAAUAAAUCUCAUCCUGUUUCA